Messenger RNA from Solanum pennellii, 1052 nucleotides. RefSeq names its product probable LRR receptor-like serine/threonine-protein kinase At3g47570. Gene Ontology annotation, molecular function: protein kinase activity; ATP binding. NCBI's taxonomy places the organism in Eukaryota, Viridiplantae, Streptophyta, Magnoliopsida, Solanales, Solanaceae. The transcript has 2 exons. Gene Ontology annotation, biological process: protein phosphorylation. The record is from RefSeq and is a predicted model, not a curated record. Bases 316 to 933 code for a protein of 205 amino acids.
UUUCACUGGUUCCGUUCCCCCGUCACUCUCGAAUGCCUCCAGAUUGGUGGCUUUAGAAAUGUUGAACUGCUCCAUGCAACUGAUUCGCUUAGCGAGAGUAAUCUGAUUGGUUCUGGAAGUUUUGGCUCUGUCUACAAAGGCGUUCUCAGAAGUGAAACUGCCAUUGCAGUUAAAGUGUUCAAUCUGCAACUGGAAGCGGCAUUCAAGAGUUUUGAUACAGAAUGUGAAGUUUUGUGCAGCCUUCGCCACAGGAAUCUCGUGAAAGUCAUCACUAGUUGCUCCAACCUGGAUUUUAAGGCUUUAGUGCUCGACUAUAUGCCUAAUGGAAGUCUUGACAAGUAUUUGUAUUCGCACAACUACUUCCUAGAUAUCUGCCAGAGACUAAGCAUUAUGAUAGAUGUGGCAUGUGCUUUGGAAUAUCUUCACCACGGAUGCUCCUCGCCCGUGAUUCACUGUGAUAUAAAGCCCAGUAACAUCUUGUUGGAUGAGGAUAUGGUUGCUCACCUAAGUGACUUUGGUAUUUCAAAACUGCUUGGUGAAGACGAGAGUGAUUUAUACACAAAAACCUUAGCAACAUUUGGUUAUAUUGCACCGGAGUAUGGACUGGAUGGACUGGUGUCAAUAAAAUGUGAUGUCUACAGUUACGGGAUUAUGUUGCUGGAAACAUUUACCAGGAGAAAGCCUAGUGAGUUUGAGGGAGAUCUUAGCUUGAAGCAAUGGGUGAGUUAUUCACUCCCAGAGGCAGUAAUGAACGUUGUAGAUGCCAAUUUGGUAACACCAAUGGAUCAUCGCUUACAGAAGAAGCUAGAUGUUGUGGCAUCAAUCAUGAAAGUGGCAUUGGAUUGUUGUGCUGAAUCUCCGGCAACAAGGACAAACAUGAAAGAUGUUGUAGGGAUGCUACAGAAGAUCAUGAUUCAACUUCUUGCACGCUGAGCAUGUUAUCGAAUCUCUUUUUCCAAAUUGAUUGCUUGUUUGUUUUAUGGGAAGAAUAUUGCUUUUUUUGUUUUAGCAUUUUGAUUCUGUUUUCAGAAAUGCUAGUUGGUUGCAAUAAA